Molecule: messenger RNA, 3313 nt
Organism: Mytilus trossulus (common blue mussel)
Lineage: Eukaryota; Metazoa; Mollusca; Bivalvia; Mytilida; Mytilidae
Product: zwei Ig domain protein zig-8-like
Exons: 10
Coding region: 962-1891 (309 amino acids)
Biological process (GO): synapse organization
Cellular component (GO): neuron projection membrane
Source: RefSeq, a predicted model, not a curated record
GCAUAAAAUAAAUAAUCUAAAUUAAUACCAAUGUCGCAAUCAAACUGAAAUUGAUCAUCGCUAUAGGUGGUACAUUUACUGAAAGACUUACUCAUAACUUUAAACAAGUUACACCAACUCGAUCGCUCUGUGAAGAUCAUUGGAGAAAGCUUCGUUUAAUAUUCAUCGCAACUUCGUAAAGGAUUUGGAGUCAGGACGUGUCUCUAGACAAACUUUGGAGUACUGACAAUAACGCAAUUAUAUUAGAUUGUCUGUUGACCACUUAAUGGAUUGUUUCUAUUUGUAAAACAAACAGUCAUAUUGAUGUUAUUUUAGAUUCUGGAAGAAUUUGAAAUAUAUGCGCCCGCAGUAAAUGUCAGAUUUUUUUUCUACAGAAAAGGUAAAUCGAAAAGAGAAUUAAGUAGAAAGCGAUAUAUUUGAUGAUUUUUCUGCUCUAGGAAGAGAAGAAGCGAUUUAUGUGCUUAUUAAUAUUGUAAACGCCAACAUAGAAGUGAAUUAUAGACAAAAGAAGAAAAUUAAGUCUGGAGUUUCGAUUGCCUAUCAUGUAUUGGUAGUAAUUUUGUAAAAAAUAAUCAAAGCGUUUGUAUUGCUGUCAAGUUUGAAAAAGCUGAAGAAAAAUACUAUAAACAGUUACAGUAGCGGCUUUAACAGUGCUGAAAAAAUGGUCUGUUUAUUCUGUAAGAUUGUAGUAAUAUAUAACAACCGUUUUCAAUAGAUAUAAAUGUGUUUCUAAUUAUUUACAUAAGAACAGAUCUAAUUAGCACCGAUGAUAUGUGAAGGUAUUACUUUUUGUGACAUAAGCAUGCGUCCAUUCAGAGUAAUGCUAAAGUAAGGUCACGUCUUAUGAUCUGCAAAUAAUAUUUUCACAAGUAUUGUGAAUUUUUCAUCUCUUCUGGAAUUUAUGUGAAAUGAAAAUUACAUUGUGCCUGAAGAUUAAUAUUAAAAAGUUUUCUGAACAAUCAUGACAAGGAUGAAGUGUAGAUUUAAUGACGUUGGACUUUGGAUAAUUUUGAGGUCGUUCUAUGAUGCGUUAUUGAUUCAACUUUUAUUUUGCUGUGUGUGGAGUGUCACAUCAAUGGCGACAAUAAAACCUGUUUUCAAUAAAACUCCAGUUAAUGUAACAUUUUACCGUGGCGAAACAGCGACCUUACCAUGUUCUGUUAGUAAUCUGGGCUCCAGUAGUGUGGUAUGGAAAAGAAUAGACGAGCCACACGUGUUGACAGUCGGAGAAUUUGCUUUUGUUAGUGAUCCCAAAUUUAGUGUAAAAUACAUUCCAUUCCGAGAUGAAUGGAAUCUAAUUAUAGAUCAUGUGGAACCAAAACAUUCCGGUCGGUAUGAAUGUCAAAUAAGCACAAAAGACGAUAUUGUCAGAUAUGUUGACCUGAAUGUAAUAAAUGAACCAGGCCAUGACAGCAAGCACGUAAAUAUUGAUGGUCCACACUUAGUGGAGAAAGGACAUCCAAUAAGACUUACUUGUAAUGCUUCAGGAAAUUCCAGGUCACCGACAGAUAUAAACUGGUAUAUUGGUGGCAAGCGUUUAUAUGAUGGUUUCAAUCAUAAUGUGAGGAUAAUAACAUAUCCUAGAUCUGACGUCAAUACUUUAUAUAGCGAACUACGUAUAACAAAAAGUGACACUGAGGAUAGUGGAACAUACGUUUGCCAAACAACAUUUUACAAUGACAUUCUUAAAGUUGCGAAACAUAACUUAUCAGUAAUAAUUGCCGAUUCUAAUCAAACGAAACGAGGAACAAUGGCAGAUGGUUCUGUUAAUUUAGUCAAAGACAAUAAGCGACCUUCUUCUCGGAACACAGGAAAUACUUCUAGGAGAUUAGAAAUGGCUCUUAUGCCUUAUCUUUUCACAUUUUUGGUGGCAUGGUGCUUUGCACAAUAAUUUUGUAAAAGAUUCGUUGUUAACUGAAACAUUAAAUUACAUCAGUGUUUGACUGAAUACAGUAUACAUUCAAAUUGAAACAUUUAGUUCUAUGAAAAGCAUUACAUUGCCUUCGACAGUGAAAUCAGUAUAUAUACAUGUAUAUAUAAAUUAUGUUACAUAAUAGCUGGAAAACUGUUGAAUCACAAGUACAUGUACAUACUUAUCUUUAACAUGUACCAUGUAUUAUAUUAUAAUGUAUUGUGUAUAAACAAUGUAUUACCGUGUCGGUAAAAAUGUCUUAUAAACGGGAAUAUGAAAUAUAAAUUGCAAUUGAUUUAAAGGAGCACCAGCCACGAAUUAUAAAAAAAAAAUAAUCAUGAUUUUUUGUUGUUGAACAUGAAUGGAAGUUAAAUAGUAAAAUACUCGUUCAUUUUUAGUGUUAGUCUCGUUCAAUUACAUGACAACAAUAAUCCAAGAAACUUCACUGAUGGAUAUUUUACUAAGUGAAUAAUUUGGCGUAAUUGACGCAUUAAUUGUUUGACUUUAAUUUAAACGUUCACCUUAGGAUUAGGUACGCAUAAAAUAUGCGUGUUCGACUAUUUGACGGAUAUUAUGUCAACAUUGAAAGGUAAAAGGAUAAACCAUUUGGUUGACUGAUUCGAUCUAUAAAAAACUCAUUAUUACACAGCUAAAGUGAUAACUGUUAAAUAUUUAUCAAAUCAAACAGACCUAUAAUAUCCAAAUGAACGUGUUCGCUAUCUAUAGACAAACAUAUAAAUAUUUCUAUCGAAAUAAAUGACUUUCGACCUCGAUUGUUAUUAGAUGGCGUCUAGGCUAAAACACGCACGAAAUUCUGAUACAUAUUUAUUAUCGAGGACAUGUAUCGAAUUCAUGUUAGACUUUUUUCAUGAUUUGAUCUACAUUUUAAUCUGACAUUGUCAUAUGUUGACCAAAGCAAAAAACCCUAUCUUACUGCGUGUAAUAUUAAAGCGUAAAUACUAAACUCACUUAAAAUCCAUCACCGACCGUUUUAUAAUGGGUUGUGUUGUUAUUUUUAUUCGUGCUCGACCUACACAAUAGAAAUCAUAUGUAGAGCAUAACAAGUCCAUGUAAAAUAUAACAGUUUAUCCCUUUUGAACCAUUGACAAAGUUCCCAAUGGUCACAAAUUCAACUGAAAACACUUCACAUCUUCCCAUUCCAAAAAUCAGCUAUAAAUUAUAGUACAUUUUAUACUUUUUAUAUAACAAUAUGAAUAGCCUGAUUACAUUUUGUAGUAAACCUUUAAUAUUUAAAUGCUGUUGACUAAGGUUUUAAGAAUUUGUAAAACAGGCAUUUUUAUAUGUAUCCAAUGGCAUACAUUAUUACACUUGCUUACAUUCAACUAUGUGUCCCUUGUAUAGGUGCUUUGCAUAUAAAAUGAUGUCAUAAUUAAUUUAAUU